Molecule: messenger RNA, 661 nt
Organism: Nicotiana attenuata
Lineage: Eukaryota; Viridiplantae; Streptophyta; Magnoliopsida; Solanales; Solanaceae
Product: 60S ribosomal protein L35-like
Exons: 4
Coding region: 95-466 (123 amino acids)
Biological process (GO): translation; maturation of LSU-rRNA from tricistronic rRNA transcript (SSU-rRNA, 5.8S rRNA, LSU-rRNA)
Cellular component (GO): ribosome; cytosolic large ribosomal subunit
Molecular function (GO): structural constituent of ribosome; mRNA binding
Source: RefSeq, a predicted model, not a curated record
GUAUAUAAUAAAUCCCUAAUUCCCUCCGUUUUCCAAGUAGGGUUUCAGAAUCUAGGAGCAGCCUCUGCACCAAAAACAGCUUCCAGUAGCAGCAAUGGCAAGAAUCAAGGUUCAUGAGCUGAGGAACAAGACAAAGACCGAGCUACUGGCUCAGUUGAAGGAUCUGAAGGCCGAGCUUGCCCUACUUCGUGUCGCUAAGGUCACUGGUGGUGCUCCUAACAAGCUCUCCAAAAUCAAGGUGGUAAGGUUGUCGAUCGCACAGGUUCUGACUGUAAUUUCGCAGAAGCAAAAAACUGCUCUUCGGGAAGCUUACAAGAACAAGAAAUACCUGCCUCUUGACCUGCGCGCUAAGAAAACUAGGGCCAUCCGCAAACGUUUGACCAAGCACCAGAUGUCGUUGAAGACGGAGAGAGAGAAGAAGAAGGAGAUGUACUUCCCCAUCCGAAAGUAUGCCAUCAAGGUGUAGGAUAGGAUCUACUUCGGCAGAGCAUUUUGUGUUUUGAAUCAGAAUAUAUUGGUGAAAACUAUUGAGCAUGCAAAUUUUGUUUAGCCUUGUUUCGUUUGGCGCUUAUGACAUUAGACACAUGACUGAUAUGGAGCUUCAUUUGUUCCAAGUUUCAAGUUUAUUCCUAUUUUAUGUUGAGCACCCUGUUAUCUUUGA